UGAGAACCGACCUGGUGCUUCCCUUGGUGCCGCCCCCGACAGUGACGAUGAGUCCGCCCCCACAGAGUCCCAGGUAUGUGCCUCCGCCUUUUUCCUUUCGCCUCUACUUUCCGUCUUGCAUGGCCUGGGUACUUCAUCGAAAACUCGCUUGCCCGCUCACCAUGCCGUCCCUCCCGCCUGGCGAUGUGGGGGGAAGACACUUCCCUAUAACCCCACAUUCUGCCGCCGUGAACUUGAGCAGACCCGGCUGAUGCCCACGUCCCGCCCCAUGGUCCUUCCACCAUCACCCUGGGUCGGCGAGAGGGUACCCCCUGGCUAUACUAUCGCUUCGUCAAGAUCUCCAAGAUGACCUGUGCUGACUUCUUGGAACUAGCUGAACGAGGACCUCCCUCAAAUGGUCGCCGGUGUCUUCUCGGAACAGAUCGAUCUCCAGAUCCAAGCCACCACCAAGUUCCGAAAGCUUCUCUCCAAGGAGCGAAACCCCCCGAUCGAGGAGGUUAUCAAGACUGGCGUCGUCGCCCGAUUCGUCGAGUUCCUGCGAUCCCCUCACACCCUGGUCCAGUUCGAGGCUGCCUGGGCCCUGACCAACAUUGCCUCUGGUUCUGCCACCCAGACCCAGGUCGUCAUUGAGGCCGGCGCCGUCCCCAUCUUCGUCGAGCUCCUCGCCAGCCCUGAGCCCGAUGUCCGGGAGCAGGCCGUCUGGGCCCUCGGUAACAUUGCCGGUGACAGCCCUCACUGCCGCGACUAUGUCCUCAGCUGUGGUGCCCUGAAGCCUCUGCUGAACCUGCUUGGCGACAGCCGCAAGCUCAGCAUGCUCCGCAACGCUACCUGGACUCUCAGCAACUUCUGCCGAGGCAAGACUCCCCAGCCCGACUGGAACACCAUUGCCCCGGCUCUUCCCGUCCUGUCCAAGCUUGUCUACUCUCUUGAUGACGAGGUCUUGAUUGAUGCUUGCUGGGCUAUUUCCUACCUUUCGGAUGGCUCCAACGACAAGAUCCAGGCCGUCAUCGAGGCCGGCAUCCCCCGCCGCCUGGUCGAGCUGCUCAUGCACGCCUCCACCUCCGUUCAGACCCCCGCCCUCCGAUCCGUCGGCAACAUUGUCACCGGUGACGAUGUCCAGACUCAGGUCAUCAUCAACUGCGGCGCUCUGCCCUGCCUCCUGUCUCUUCUGAGCUCGACUAAGGACGGUAUCCGCAAAGAGGCUUGCUGGACCAUCUCUAACAUCACUGCCGGCAACUCGUCCCAGAUCCAGGCCGUUGUCGAUGCCAACAUCAUCCCUCCUCUGAUUCAUCUUCUCCAGAACGGUGACCUCAAGACUCGCAAGGAGGCUUGCUGGGCCAUCAGCAACGCUACCUCUGGUGGCUUGCAGAAGCCUGAGCAGAUCCGAUACCUCGUCGCUCAGGGCUGCAUCAAGCCCCUGUGCGACCUUCUCGGCUGCCCCGACAACAAGAUCAUCCAGGUGGCUCUUGACGGUCUUGAGAACAUUCUCAAGAUCGGUGACCUCGACAAGCAGGCUGCUGGUGAAAGCGCCGAGGCCAUCAACCGCUACGCCCUCUUCAUUGAGGAGUGUGGUGGCAUGGAGAAGAUCCACGAUUGCCAGAACAACGCUAACGAGGAGAUCUACAUGAAGGCCUACAACAUCAUUGAGAAGUACUUCUCUGAUGAUGAGGAGAAUGCUGAUGAGGGUAUGGCCCAGCCCGCUGGUCCUAAUGGAACCUUUGGCUUUGGCGCCAACAACGCCCAGCAGUCCGGCGGCUUCAACUUUGCCAACGGUGGUGACUCGAUGGACAUGUAAGGGUCUAGUCUCGCCUUUGUUGGACACGGACAUCCUCUAUCCUCUAGGGGAUCCGUGAUGAUGUCGUCAGGUCUUUCAACCUCUUGCCUUGGCAUACCCCCACCCCUUCAAGCACAUAUCCCAGUUACCCCCCCCUACCUGGUACAGUUUUGCUAGACUGUCAAACACCCCCCCAACCCCAAUGAUAUCACCCCGACACCGCGUCUUUUUAAUCUAUCUU
This is a messenger RNA of Ilyonectria robusta, 2015 nucleotides long. RefSeq names its product armadillo-type protein. The record is from RefSeq and is a predicted model, not a curated record. Lineage: Eukaryota; Fungi; Ascomycota; Sordariomycetes; Hypocreales; Nectriaceae. Bases 395 to 1795 code for a protein of 466 amino acids. Gene Ontology annotation, cellular component: cytoplasm; nucleoplasm; nucleus. Gene Ontology annotation, molecular function: protein binding; nuclear import signal receptor activity. The transcript has 2 exons. Gene Ontology annotation, biological process: NLS-bearing protein import into nucleus.